Messenger RNA from Xyrauchen texanus (razorback sucker), 1746 nucleotides. RefSeq names its product aflatoxin B1 aldehyde reductase member 4-like. The record is from RefSeq and is a predicted model, not a curated record. Bases 109 to 1173 code for a protein of 354 amino acids. The transcript has 7 exons. NCBI's taxonomy places the organism in Eukaryota, Metazoa, Chordata, Actinopteri, Cypriniformes, Catostomidae. Gene Ontology annotation, molecular function: oxidoreductase activity.
CCCUCUACGUUUCCUACAUGUUCAGCACUUUUAUUCGCUCCCUCAGUCCACGCAUGUCCUUCGACCCGGUUUUACAACUUAACUGCAGUGUUUUACCGCCAGUUUAUUAUGCUGUGCGCUGUUGCCAGAGCAAGCCUGUAUGCAGUUCACCACACAUUUCUUACCGGGUUCAAAACAGCUCACUUUAAACAGCUCCGCAAUAUGUCUCACUCUAAACUCCCCGUGACGCUGCUCGGCUCCAUGGCGUUCGGUGGACGCGCGGACCCGCACCUGAGCGCGCAAAUGGUCCAGGUGUUCCUUGAGCGCGGGCACAAUGAGCUGGACACUGCAUACAUGUACACUGACGGACAAUCAGAGACCAUCAUAGGAGGUCUGGAGCUCCCCAAAACAGUUAGAAUUGCCACUAAAGCAAACCCCUGGGACGGCAAGACACUCAAACCUGAAAGUGUUCAUCAUCAGCUGGAAACAUCCCUGAAGAGACUGUGCACUCAGUGUGUUGAUCUCUUUUACCUGCACGCGCCAGACCACCAAAACCCCAUUCAAGACACAUUACAGGCCUGCAAUGAACUCUAUAAAGAGGGGAAAUUCAAGGAGCUGGGCUUAUCAAACUAUGCAUCAUGGGAAGUGGCCGAAAUCUACUGUAUCUGCAAACACAAUAACUGGGUGCUUCCUACUGUAUAUCAGGGCAUGUACAACGCAACCACACGGCAAGUGGAGACAGAACUGUUGCCAUGUUUAAGAUACUAUGGCAUGCGCUUCUUCGCAUACAAUCCCCUGGCAGGUGGGCUGCUCACUGGGAAGUAUCACUAUGAAGAUAAGGAGGGAGUUCAGCCUGCAGGUCGAUUCUUUGGCAACAACUGGGCUGGUGCCUACAGGGACAGAUACUGGAAGGAAAGUCAUUUUAAGGCCAUAGAUGUUGUUCAUAAAGCUCUGGAAGCAGCAUAUGGCUCGAAGAAACCGACACUUACGUCAGCUGCUAUACGCUGGAUGUAUCAUCACUCUCAACUAAAGGGAGAUCUGGGUGAUGGCGUCAUUAUCGGGAUGUCCACCAUGGAUCAGCUGAAUGAGAAUCUGACGGCAGCUGCAGAAGGACCACUCAAACAGGAAGUCGUGGACGCUUUCAAACAUGCCUGGGAUUUAGUAGCUCACGACUGUCCAAACUACUUCCGCUAGACAGCACCAUAGCAACAAGAGAAAAGGAUCCCCAAUUAUAUGAACCAUGAUUUAUAAGAACUAAUACAAGAGAUUAUUUUACUUUUUUAUGGUAUAAUUAUUUUUUUCAUAUGAAUGAACAGUGAUAAAUUGAGUUGGACCAGCCUUCGUCUUACUAAUAAACUCAGAAAGUAAAACUUUCAUGCAAAUCAAACAAGCUUUAUGAAAUAAGCACUUAAUUUAUUACCGGUUUCCAGACCGUAAAUGCUGACAUUAGGAUGCAGUAUAAAAUCAAAUCUUAAAGGAUCUGUUUUAUGUCCAUCUUACAGAGAUGAAAUGACUUCUCCAGUAAGAAUAACACAAUCACCUGUUUGUCUCACUACAGCUGAUGUAGCUUGUUUUUAUACUAUACAAUGCUAGUAUGACAUUUUCAGUGGCGUUUACAAACCAAAAACAGACGCACACAACUGAACACAGUGUUCCGGUGACUUUGACUGUCGCUGGGUAAAAGAAUUCACAAAUCAGAGAAAGUGCUCAGAAAAAGCACUUUUCAUGCGUCUUUGUCAGAUCAACACAAAUAAAGAAAAUGUUCAU